AUGAAGCUUGCUACCUCUUUGGCGCUGAGCUCCGUCGUCCAUCAAGGGCUUGCACUCCUUGAUUCAAAAGCGAUACUGUCCAAGUACUUUGGCAAUGAUGCACCGUGGUAUCAGGACCGCAUUCCUCUCUUCGAAUCAAGCGAUGCCGACCUCACCGAUACAUACUACUACCGCUGGUCCAUCUUCCGUGCCCACCAACGGGAUCUAGGCGCCUAUGGAUUCAUCUCAACCGAGUUUCUCAACGACGUCUCCUGGCAAACCAAGCCAUGGGCUUCGCUGAAUGAUGCAACGGGCUUCCAUCUUCUGGAGGCUCGAUGCAACAGACGCCAAUUUUCAGAGAGUAUGGCCUCGGCUGUUUGGGAUGGAUAUCUAGUCGACGGGUCGGUGCCUGAUGUCAUCAAACGACUGGAUGCUAUGCAAGUCGUCUAUGAGGCGUGGAAGGACUCUUACGACACUUCAAAGGGUCUGUACUGGGUUGAGCCACUUCGCGAUGCUACAGAGUACACCAUCUCGAGUAUCGAUGCAUCUGGUGGCCUCGAUGGUUUCACUGGAGGAGAGGCAUUCCGACCGACAAUCAACAGCUACCAAUACGCCAACGCCCGGGCAAUCGCUAACAUUGCAGCGCUCAAGGGCGGUUUCGACAGUACGGUUUCGACGUACAACGGACGAGCGCAAGCACUUAAACAGCGCGUACAAGACGCACUCUGGAACUCUACAUUCGAGCACUUCAUCGACCGGUUCAAAGUCAACAACCAACACGUUGCUUACUGGGACUUCAUCCGUGGACGCGAACUUGCCGGCAUGGUACCCUGGACCCACGACCUCCCCGACGACAAAGUAGAGUACGCUCAAGCCUGGAGUCACGUACUCAACAGCAGCCAGCUGUCCGGUCCCGCCGGUCUCCGCACCGGAGAGCCCAGCUACCAAUACUACAUGCGCCAAUACCGCUACGAAGGCAAAAACCCAGAAUGCCAAUGGAACGGACCCGUCUGGCCCUUCCAAUACACCCAAGUCCUCUCUGGCCUCGCAAACUUCCUCGAUCACUACCCCACCGGCACCCAAACCGGCGUCAUCACCCAAAAGGACUACACAGCCAUGCUCCGCAAAUACGCAAAACUCCACCGCAACCCCUCGACAGGAAUCUUGGACUUGGAAGAAGACUAUCACCCAGACACCGGCCUCCCCAUUGUCGGCCUCAAGCGCUCCCACCACUACUUCCACUCGGGCUUCAACGACCUCAUCAUCAGUGGCCUUGUCGGUCUCCGCCCCUCCGCCUCAGAUGUUCUCGUCGUAAACCCCCUUUUUGAUACCUCCAUCAGCUUUUUCCGCGCAGAACGCAUCCCCUACCACGGCCACGACAUCGCCAUCCAAUGGGACGCCAGCGGUGCGCACUACGGGACCCGCGGCCUCGUAGUUGAAAUAGACGGCAAAGUCGCCGUCUCGCAACUUGACGUGUCCAAGAUUAGUAUCCCUCUUACCCGUGCGCCGCCUCCUGCACCGUUUACUUCGCGUAUCGCAAAGUCCAUUCAGCUUAACGCUUCGAUGCCUUACCCACGCGGAACGGCCUCUGUGGCAAAUUCGAAUACGUACGCUGCAAUCGACGGACGCGUGUGGUUCUUCGAUACGCCCGAUGCGGCAAAUGGGUGGGAUUCACCUGUCGCUGCUGCUGCUGCUGCUGCUGCUACCAACAGCACAGCUGCUGAAAUGUGGUUCGAAAUCGAUUUCGGCGCCCAAGUCAAUAUCAGCAGUGCUGAAAUCGCUUUUUUCGCAAACAAAGAACAGGGAUUCGCGGCGCCGAGCAAGUACAGGCUUCAGGUUCUGGCACAAGGGGGUAGUAGCAGUUGGGAGGAUGUGCAGGGGGCGGUGUAUGGCGGUGUUGUGGCGAAUGGGGUUACGCAGGCUGAGUGGAAGGCGGUGCAGGGUCAGAGGAUUAGGCUAGUUUUUACGCCUGUGGUGGGGAAGAGGGUUAGGUUGGUUGAGUUUAAGGUUUUUUAA
Bipolaris sorokiniana ND90Pr is the source of this 1995-nucleotide messenger RNA. RefSeq lists its product as uncharacterized. Gene Ontology annotation, biological process: carbohydrate metabolic process. The transcript has 2 exons. The coding region runs from base 1 to 1995 and encodes 664 amino acids. The record is from RefSeq and is a predicted model, not a curated record. NCBI's taxonomy places the organism in Eukaryota, Fungi, Ascomycota, Dothideomycetes, Pleosporales, Pleosporaceae.